AUGGUUUGUUGCAUCUUCAAGGUGUAUGAUAAAUUGCGUGGAGAAAAUAAGGAAGCCUAUGAGCUAAAAGUACUUGUUAUUGGUCCUUAUUACCAUGGUGACAAAAAGCUGCAAGGGAUGGAAGAGCAAAAAUUGUGGUAUGUGCAGCAACUUCUUGAACGAAGAAAUGAGACGAGUGUGGAUAAAUACAUCAUGGCCUUGAGUGACAUGGAAGAGGGAGCAAGAUA
Molecule: messenger RNA, 227 nt
Organism: Ilex paraguariensis (yerba mate)
Lineage: Eukaryota; Viridiplantae; Streptophyta; Magnoliopsida; Aquifoliales; Aquifoliaceae
Source: the annotation of a GenBank genome assembly